Molecule: messenger RNA, 3645 nt
Organism: Myxocyprinus asiaticus (Chinese sucker)
Lineage: Eukaryota; Metazoa; Chordata; Actinopteri; Cypriniformes; Catostomidae
Product: paired box protein Pax-3-B-like
Exons: 9
Coding region: 501-1916 (471 amino acids)
Biological process (GO): regulation of transcription by RNA polymerase II; anatomical structure development
Molecular function (GO): RNA polymerase II cis-regulatory region sequence-specific DNA binding; DNA-binding transcription factor activity, RNA polymerase II-specific
Source: RefSeq, a predicted model, not a curated record
AGGUGUUUUCGCUUUUCCUACGUGAUAUAUGACCUCGUAAAGUCUCUGAAAUAUCUUCGAUAUGCACUUUGGCAUGCCCAGAAAGCAAAAGUUUACUGCUUCAACCAAUCAGCUCUCUGUUACGGGAUCCUGAGAACCAGUCAGAAGGCGCUGUUCAAGUAAUAGACAAAGAGCUUUUGGCAAAACUCAUAAAUGUCUCCGUAUAGUUUGAGAAUUCACGCACAUCCUUAACACCUGUUAAAAACAAUAACGCACCGAGAGCAUAAUUAGAACAAGGAGCACAAAAGAAGAAAUUAAAUCGGACUAAAAGGCUUUUUAUUUCACCCACGACUAUUUUGCUCUUUUUGCUUGAGGGAUCAAAACUGUCGUUUGGAGCUUAUAUUUUGGGGGUUUUGAACGUGGAAUAUUUUCUUGUAUUUUUAAAGCUCUUUUGGUCUUUCAGAGGUGUCCCCUUGUUCACUUGCCCGACGUAAAUUUAAUUAGCGGGCCGCCCUGGAGCAAUGACCGCUUUGGCAGGGACCGUUCCCAGGAUGAUGCGUCCAUCUCUGUCUCAAAACUAUCGCAGUGGAUUCCCGAUGGAAGUUUCCACUCCGAUGGGCCAGGGUCGAGUCAACCAGCUCGGAGGAGUUUUCAUUAACGGUCGACCUCUACCGAACCACAUUCGACACAAGAUAGUAGAGAUGGCCCAUCACGGGAUCCGGCCCUGCAUUAUAUCCCGCCAGCUCAGAGUCUCUCACGGCUGCGUGUCCAAAAUCCUGUGUCGGUACCAGGAGACUGGAUCCAUACGGCCCGGAGUCAUCGGCGGGAGUAAAUCCAAGACUACAUCUCCAGAACUGGAAAAGCGCAUUGAGGAAUAUAAACGGGAUAAUCCAGGAAUAUUCAGUUGGGAAAUUCGGGAUAAAUUGCUCAAAGAGGGGUUUUGUGACCGGAACAACGUACCCUCAGUGAGUUCAAUAAGCCGCAUUAUGAGAGGCAGAUAUAAUGCAAAAUGUGACGAAGAGGAGGAGGAUGAAGAAGACAUUGAAAGGCAAGAACUGGCGCACAAGAGCGGACACCACAUCAAAGGGAUUUUAGCAGACAGAUCGAGUCCAUCUGAUGAAGGUUCGGAUUUGGAGUCAGAACCUGAUCUGCCACUGAAAAGAAAACAGCGCCGCAGCCGAACCACCUUCACCGCCGAUCAGCUGGAGGAGCUGGAGAGAGCUUUUGAACGCACACAUUACCCUGAUAUAUACACCAGAGAAGAGCUCGCACAGAGAGCAAAACUCACAGAAGCACGAGUACAGGUGUGGUUCAGUAAUAGACGAGCUCGAUGGAGGAAGCAAGCAGGAGCAAAUCAGCUCAUGGCGUUCAAUCACCUGAUCCCUGGUGGAUUUUCAUACCCAGCGAUAUCCAAUAUCUCCCCGUAUCAGCUGUCAGAAAGCCAAUACCCACCCACUGGCAUCUCUCCUGAUUCAAGUUCUGUGCACAGACCUCAGCUCCUCCCCCCGCCCUCAAGCAUUCAGAGUUCUGGAGGGGCAGGCCAAGAAGGCGGGGCUUCCUACUGUCUCUCCAGUCGGCAUGGUUACGUGGGAUAUUCGGAGACUUUUGGACCUCACAACAGCCACUCUAACACUACCAUCAAUAAUGGAUUAUCUUCUCAGGUUAUGGGAAUAAUAGCCCCAGCUGGAGUUCCACACCAGACACAGGCUGAGUAUUCUCUGUCCUCUCUCAGUGGUGCUCUGGAAUCGGGUGGUUCCCCGAGCGCCACCUGCUCCCAGCGCAUGGAGACUCUGCCUAGUCUACCUGCCCUCUCCAACCUGGCCGGUUCACAGUCCUACGUCCCACCUUCAUUCUACAGCAUGGAACACAGCAGCCCCUACCAGUACAGCCAGUAUGGACAAAGUACCUUUCAUUAUCUAAGGCGUGAAAUUGCCUGAAUGGGUUGUACAGCUCAGAUGUCCAUUGGACUGACGGUCUAAUUUGGAACAAAACUCAAGACACAGGAGACAAAUAAGAACUGUUUUGACAUUGUAAUUUAAAAAAAUAAACCUUAUGUCAGCUGGAGAGUGCACACACACACACACACACACACACAUGUUGGUGCGGCUCUCCUUAUGAGGACUGUCCAUAGACAUAAUGAUUUUUAUUCUGUCCGAACUAUAGAUUCUAUCCCCUAAACCUACCCCUACCCCUAAACCUAACCCUCACAAAAAACUUUCUGCAUUUUUACAUUUUCAAUAAAACAUUGUUUAGUGUGUUUUUUAAGCAAUUUGAAUUAUGGGGACACUAGAAAUGUCCUCAUAAACCACAUUUAUAGCAUAAUACCCUUGUAAUUACCAGUUUGUAACCUAAACAAAUCCUCAUAAACCACCCAAACCUGCCCACACACACACACACACACACACACACACACGUACGCACGCAUGAACGCACGCACGCACAAACACACACACACACAAACACACACACACACACACACACACAGCUUGAAGAUCACAGAGCCGUUUUCCAUCUACAACAUUCCCAUGAACUCUUCUUCAAUAUCCCUUCCAAAAGAAUCAGCCGCAAUUCCAGAGAACACAACAAGACAAGCCAAAUUAAAACAAUGAGAUUUUGACUGAACAGAGGCAUGUUUAGAGUUUUCACUGAAAGCCAUUUUUAUGUGCAAUAUCUGAGAACUACAAAUAUGUGGCUACAUGCAAACAGAACUUUUAUAGCCAUUGAGGCCUGAGAGCGGGCAUUCUUACGAUGCCAGACGAAAGCACUGGGCUGGAUAAAUAUUGCUCUCUGACUAUAUGUUGUAAAUUAAAUAUAUAUGUUUCAAAAAUGACAAUGAACUUCAGAGCAUUAUGUGUCUGUUGGUCGCAGAACAUUCCCUGGCAUUUGAAUGAAGGUUUUUUUUUCUUAACUGAGUGAUCACCGGAAAAUUCAGAGUAUAUGGGAACAUAUUUGCUCUUAAAGUGAGUUUGAAAGCCUUUUGAAAUCCUUAUCAAUAAUUGCUGUAGUAGUGCUGUGUGAAUGGUAUUUAAGGGCUCAUUUGAAGUUGUUUUAUUUUUUUUUUUAUUGAAUAUAUAUUUUUAUACGUUUCUUAUCUGAUGUGCUUAAGAUCGCAAUAUAAGGUAAAUGUGGCCAUUUGAUUCCCCUAAAAUACCUUAAAAUUGUCUUUCUACACGAUAUAACCACAAGGACAAUUUGUCCAACUCAAUUUUAUUAAUUUAUUUAUAUAUGUAAGUGUGUAUUUGUAUCCUACAGAUAUUUUUCCUAAUUAAAUCAUUUAUUGUAUGGAAGUAAACUUGAUUUGUGUCUGAUUGUAGAGUGAGGGUUUCUCUCUCUUCUUUUCUUUCUUUCUCACUCACCCUUUGUCCUCCCUGAUCCUCUCUUUCUUUCUCUUAGAAGUUUCUUUUAACCCUCAGAUUUCUCCUAUAAAUGUUGCCCUUCAAACAGUGUCCUCUCCUUCACCCUGCUCCAUGCAGUCCUCAAUCAUCUGAGGGGUCAAAGUUUAAAGUUCACAAUUCCGGCACAUGUUUCUGACAGAGAGAGAAAGAGAGGAAGAGAAGGAGACAGUUCAGACAGAUGAAAAUAAAACUACAGUCUGAUCUGUUUCUCAUCUGAUCCUCAAACAUGUGUCGACUUGAUUACGUUCACAUAUCAGUGAAACUCAUCAAA